CUUUCGUUUUUGAAGACGCCAGAAAUUCGUUGACUAUCCAAACUGCAACUAUUUAAAUCAUACAACCACAUGUGAAAGUAAUGAGUUGUGUACUUAAGAUAUUCGAGUAACUAUCGGAAAGGACUUUCGUUCCACAUUCUCCAAAAACAAAAUUGAUUUGGCAGCCUGUCCACACCGAACAGAAUCUGUCGAAAAAACGGGAAUUGGUCAAAACAGAAAACAGUUUCCUCCAUAUUAGGCACUCAGAAAAAUGGAUGCAGUUCCCGGACGAAAGGCACAAAUUGCAUCUGGAUCGGCUCCUGACGUCACCUACUGCCAGCCAUGCGCGGAGGACGGCAAGAAAAUCCUCCCUGAGGCCUUCUGUCCCGUCUGUAAGGAGUUCCUGUGUCCGAGUACACCGAAACCAGAAAAUAACCAAAAGCCAUGCCCUCCAGGACAAGGACAGUAUGCCUUCCUCAUUCAAUGAAGAAAGUGAAGAUGAAAAGUUUACAGAAACAUGUCAGCUUCAUGCUAAAGAGUUUAUUAAAUAUUACUGUUCGCGUCAUGAUGCACUUUUAUGUGGAGACUGUUUAGUUGAGAAUGAAGAACAUCGCUCUUGUAAAGUAGAGAAAAUCAUACAAGUGGCAAAACAAUACAAGCAGUGUGCAGAAUACAACAACCUUAAAACAGGACUUGUCCAGUUGGACAGCCACAUCGACAAACUUUCACACGACAUACAGGAGAUCAUGAAAUCAGUUGACGAAGAACGCCUAACCAAUAUCAAUGAGCUUCGCAAAUUCAGGACUGAAAUUAACCAGUUCCUGGAUAAGAGGGAGCACGAACUCUUGGCAGAAAUUGAUCAGAAGAAACAAACAUCAAAGACACUGCUAGAUGAACUGAAAUCAAAAUGUACAAACAUGAAAUCAUCCAUUGAAAAAAUAAAUUCAGAGCUACAAGCACAGGAUGACAACAGCAAUCAGCUGUUAAUAGUAGGAAAGCGAGCUAUAAAAGAACUGGGGAGUCUCCGCGCAGCCCUUGAAGAGGUGAGCAGGAGGAGUGAAGUUCCCCGAUACAAGUUUAACAUGGACCCCGCAACUGAGAAGUUAAUAGCUUCCGAAAAACCAAUACGACGGUUGGAAGAGGACGAAUCAACGUCGGCGUUAGGGCAGCAACACCGACAACAGCAAACGAAGCAGGAACAACGGCUACAGGAGACGAUGCAACAACACCAAAAACAGAUGGAAGCUGUAUCAAAAAAAGCCCACUUCAAAGACAGUGCAGACCUUAGCCGGGCAAAGUUCAUCAGUCAGCCUGACAUUUCAGUGAAGACAUUAGAUAACACCAUUGACUGCCGGCUGACCUGUGUGACCCUCCUGGCUGGGGAGAGGCUACUGCUGUCUGAUUGCCACAAUCGCUCAUUAAAACUGGUUGACACCAAGAACAACAAGGUGGUGUCUCAGGUGAAACUGCCGGGUCAGCCGUGGGACUUGUGUCUCCUGCCCGGGGACAAGGCAGCCGCCACUCUGCCUUCGAAGAAGAAGAUACAGGUCGUUUUUACUCAGGGAAAUGUCACUCUACAGAAUGUUGUUAAAGUGGAUGGAGAAUGUCGUGGAAUAGAUUUCUGUGGUGACAACCUGAUAGUGUCCUUCAUCCUCCCAGGUAAGGUUGUGAUGAUGGACAUGAAGGGAAAGGUGAAGAAAAGUGUGUACAAAGACAGCAGUGGAAAACCUUUGUUUCAGGAUCCUGAGUAUCUGACAGUGACCAGGGAGAACCAGACUCCUCCGGUCAUAUAUGUCUCAGACAGGGACACCCACACCAUAACCAAGCUGAGCAUCUCACUGGAGGUGCUCCAGUCCUACCAAGACCCGAUACUGAAAUCACCUCGUGGUCUGGCACCCGUGGGGGACAACCAGCUGCUCGUGUGUGGGUGGGGCAGUAACAGCAUCCUGUUACUGGACACGCUCACCGGCAAGAUAACCCAACUGCUGGGGAAGGAAGAGGGGAUAGAGUGGCCACGCAGUGUGGCUUACUGUCCACUGAGGAAGAUGGUGUUUGUUACCAACAGUCAGGAUGACAAACCUGAAUUGCAGAAUUUCGUAAAAGUAUUCAACUUAGUAUAGAUCAUGUCAGUCAAUUAAUAUGAGUGAAAUCUUUUAUCAGGUGUGAAGUAAUUGUUAUGUUUUAGAAUAAUUAUAAUGUAUAGUUUCAUACUGACAAUAUGCUUAUACAAAGCUUAGUUUCAUAUAUCGCGCAAUUUAAUUCUUGUGUUUCAUAGUAUAAAACUGACACUAAGCUUAUACAAUGCUUAAUUUCACAUAUCGCGCAAUUCAAUGAGUGUAUACUGUGUGAGUAUUUGACGAAAACUUGACGUUCAAAUUAUGUUGAAUUCUAACAGUUCUCAUAAGUUACAUGUUGUGUAGUAAUUUGUAAUUAGAAAUGAAUAUACGAGUAUGAGAAAGUGUAUUAUUAAUUGAAAUGUGACCAGCCGAUUGUGUAUGAAUUAUACUAGCAAGUUGGCUUCAUUACACUCAUAAACGAAGUUUAGGUGAACGUUGUAAAUGUUUAAUCAAACAUUGUUAUUGUAAUUGAAAUAUUAAGAAUAUAGAGUAAUAGAAACAGUGUGUCAUUUUUCCAUGCAGCUUGUAUUUAGUAAAUAUGAUGUGUAUAAUGCGUUUAUAUUGAAAUUAAACAUACAUGUACGUAUCCUUAUACAUGUAUAUUGAAUGAAUAAUUCUAUAGACAUUGACCUAAGUGUAAAUUGUUCCCAAAAAGAUGGAUUGAAUUAUUUAAACAGACAUUGACCAUAGUUAAAAUAGUUCCUCAUAUAUUAAUUUAAUGAUUCAACAGCCAUUGACCAAUG
This is a messenger RNA of Mya arenaria, 2839 nucleotides long. RefSeq lists its product as uncharacterized. Gene Ontology annotation, biological process: proteasome-mediated ubiquitin-dependent protein catabolic process; protein polyubiquitination. The transcript is spliced from 4 exons. Gene Ontology annotation, molecular function: zinc ion binding; ubiquitin protein ligase activity. NCBI's taxonomy places the organism in Eukaryota, Metazoa, Mollusca, Bivalvia, Myida, Myidae. The record is from RefSeq and is a predicted model, not a curated record. Bases 255 to 2099 code for a protein of 614 amino acids.